CCCCGCACUUCCGCCCGCGGCCGGCUGUUGGGCGGAGACGUGCAGGUGGGUUACAGGCCGAGGCUGGCUCUGGAAAUGUUCUUUCGGAUGCAAAAGGCUGAAUGGAUAUAAAUGGAUCCUUUCUCCCUCACAAGCCCAGUAGUAGGCGCUGAGAGGGUCACUUCUCUGUAGAACAUUUGCCAAGGUCCAGAAUGAGCACUUGUUGCUGGUGCACACCGGGUGGCAUUUCCACCCUUGACUUCCUAAAGAGCUAUGCCUCCAGGACCCUCUCUGGAGAAUUCCACACAGCUGACGAAGACCUCUGCUACUGCUUAGAAUGUGUGGCUGAAUACCACAAAGCAAGAGAAGAAUUGCCUUUCUUGCAUGAGGUUUUAUGGGAAUUAGAAACCCUACGUCUCAUAACUCACUUUGAAAAAUCUAUGAAAGCAGAACUUGCAGAUGAUGAUGAUGACGAGUUAUAUAUAGUAGACAGCAAUGGAGAGGCACAGCUGUUUGACUUUACUGGCCAAGACUUUGAGAAUAAGCUUCGCGUUCCUCUGCUUGAGAUACUGAAAUACCCUUACCUGCUUCUACACGAGCGUGUCAAUGAAUUAUGUGUGGAAGCACUUUGUCGGAUGGAGCAAGCCAACUGUUCUUUUCAGGUUUUCGACAAACAUCCAGGGAUCUAUCUGUUUUUGGUUCAUCCCAAUGAAAUGGUUCGGCGUUGGGCUAUCCUGACUGCAAGAAACUUGGGGAAGGUAGACAGAGAUGAUUACUACGACUUACAGGAAGUUUUAACUUGUCUUUUUAAAGUCAUUGAGUUGGGGCUUCUAGAAAGUCCAGACAUUUAUACCUCUUCUGUCCUGGAAAAGGGUAAACUGAUUCUUCUGCCCUCACACAUGUACGAUACUACCAACUACAAAAACUACUGGCUAGGUAUUUGCAUGUUGCUGACCAUUCUCGAGGAGCAGGCCAUGGACUCACUGUUGCUGGGCUCAGACAAACAAAAUGACUUUAUGAGGUCGAUCCUUCACACCAUGCAGAAACAAUCAAAUGAUGAUAGCAUGGAUCCUUUCUGGCCAGCCUUACACUGUUUCAUGGUGAUUCUGGAUCGGCUUGGAUCUAAGGUCUGGGGUCAACUUAUCGAUCCUAUUGAAGCAUUUCAAACCAUCAUCAACAAUGUGAGCUAUAACAGAGAGAUCCAAAAUAUACGGAACAGCUCUGUGAGGACAAAGGUAGAGCCGGAACCGUACUCGGAUGAUAUGGUUACUUGCAGCCAGAUUGUGUACAAUUACAAUCCUGAAAAGACCAAGAAGGAUUCAGGAUGGAGAUCAGCCAUUUGCCCAGAUUAUUGUCCUAAUAUGUAUGAAGAAAUGGAAACAUUAGCCAACGUGCUCCAGUCAGAUAUCGGUCAAGACAUGCGUGUCCAUAACAGCACGUUUCUGUGGUUCAUACCUUUUGUCCAGUCUCUCAUGGACCUGAAGGACCUGGGUGUGGCCUACAUAGUAGAAGUUAUUCACCACCUGUACUCUGAAGUCAAGAAUGUCCUCAACCACGCAGAUGCAGGAUGUGACAAAGUCACAGAGUUCUUUCUCCUGAUUUUGGUGUCUGUGAUUGAACUGCACAGAAAUAAGAAAUGUUUGCAUUUGCUGUGGGUUAGUUCCCAGAAAUGGGUGGAAGCUGUUGUGAAAUGUGCCAAGCUUCCCACUACAGCCUUCGCACGGAUUUCUGAGAAAUCACCUGGAAGUUUCUCCAAAGGAACAACGAUGAUGUCCUCCCUGUCGUUGCAUUCGGUGCCAUCUAACUCUGUGCAGCUUGCUUGUGUGCAGCUCAUUAGGAGUCUUCUCAAAGAAGGCUACCAGCUUGGCCAUCACGCUCUUUGCAAGCGAUUCUGGAAUAAGCUUAACUUAUUCCUUCGAGGAAAUUUGUCUCUAGGUUGGCAGUUGACGGAUCAGGAAACCCGUGAGUUACAGACUUGCUUAAAACAAAUUAUUAAGAACAUAAAAGGCAAAGCCUCUCCAUGUAGCACUCCAGUGGACCUGACUUCUGCUUCUAAAAGCCCGCUUGUGUCUUUUAAAGAAGAAAAUGAAGAAAUAGAGAAACCCAAAAAAGACACGAAUGGUAUGGAAAAUUGUAGUCCAACAUUUACUAAAGAACCGAUCAAAAUGGAGACCUAUCAAGUGCAAGAGAGUCCAUUGAGCAGAGCGGGUAACAUAGAAUGGGAGGAUGUGAAGCACACUUACCCCAAGGAUCUGAAUGAGGAAGAUCAACUCCCAUCCGAGUCACACUUAGUGCAGAAUAGUAAAGGCCUUUUUACCAAAGGAGCUCGAGAGCAAGUGAAACCCAGUAGAGGGAAACAGAAGUCUGCCAGGGAGAAAGUUGUAUGCACCUCAACAAGUGGCCCAGAAAGGGAUUCUGACAGAGGAGUAAUUGUUUCAACAUACUUGUUGACUGAUUCUAGCACUGAUUCUCUAGAAAAAGUGUCCACAUCAAAUGAGGAUUCUGCUUUAACGGAUGAUCAUGGUAAAACCUCGAGACCAAAGAAUAAGGUGCAUAAAGAUGAAAUAUGUGCAAAGCUGUUCCGUGUCAUAAAGCAGCAGCCUAGAAGGAGUACUUCACUCAGUCAUGCUGCUGGGGCAGAAGGAAGCAAGAGUGACCGUGAUGCCGAGGUAGAGAGCUCUGCGAUAGGAGACAGCGUCACGUGUGAUCCAUCUGCAGACCCUGAAGCCAUGCUGGAUGUUGAGCAAGGAGAACAAAAGCCUGAAGACAAUUUAUUGCUGACAAAGAAACAAUGGAAGAGUGAAGAGUUAGAUUUGUACUCGCCUCAUGAAAAGAGUUUUCAGAUACAGGAAAGACGUGGAAAAGGGGUGGUAUCGAGUACAGACAUGACCAACAUGACAAAGACUCUGUCUCCCUUUCAACAUCCUUCAGCUGUACUUGAGUCAAGAGAUACGGAAGCAAGUAAGAGUGCAGAUUGGGUCUCCUCUACUAGGGACGAGCCCUCUGACACUACUCACAAGCCCACUGUUGGAACAGAUUGCCUGGUGGACCGAGACCUCCACAAAGUAGUGGCCCAAGCCAGUGUUAUUAAAUUUCCAUCAAAUUCAACCAGAAAUAGUUCACCCCAACUAGAAAGAAAAGUAAAAAAUGACAAAAGAUGUUCCACAACUAACCAGAACAGAGUUGCAGAUACCAGCUAUGGGCAAGUGAUCGUCAUUUCAGAUUCUGAUGACGACGAGGAACUUCUGGAACUUGAGAAACACACCAACCAGGACACAGUAAGCAGCACUAAGGAAGUGCCAGGCCAGUGUGACUCGGAUGCAAAUGCUAGUGGUGACAAGAAGUUUAUAAAGGAGGAAGAUGCAAAGUCCAUUCUACUUGAGUCCGAUUCACAGUUUUUUGAGUUUGAAAGUGCCUCUGAGGUGUUUUCGGUGUGGCAGGAUCAUAAAGAAGAAGGCAGCAAGGAUUCAGUUGAGGAGGUGGGAGGAAGCUCAGGUGGGGCACAUGUGUCUGCUGAGGCUGAGAAGGACAGCACAAAACGGGCAGAGCCACAUAGUAGAGAUGAGGAACUGUGUGAAAUGGAAGUCAAAAAACCUAGGAGAAAACAGUAUGAAAAACCUGUGGCCAAAGACCCUCUAAGGCCUUCAUCUUCUAGAAAGAAGGAGCAGUCUCAUGAUGACAGUGACUUGCACGCUGUGGCCUCAGAGACCGCCACGCCCAGUCUGGCUGCACUGAAGAGGUCCUCGCCGAAGCUCCGGACUUACUCCAAGCCUAUCAGGAAGGUCCCAGCCUCCAAAACGCCUAAGAAGACACAUUCUGAAUCUAAAAGAGGGCAGAACAAGAGUUCCCAUUACCUGAGUUGCAGAACAACUCCUGCCGUUGUGCCACCCAAGAAGUUCCGCCAGUGUCCCGAGCCAGCUUCAACCGUUGAGAAACUGGGUCUGAAGAAAGCCCCUCGGAAGGCGUUCGAGCUGUCCCAGCGCUCCUUAGACUACUUGGUGCAGUUACGGGAUCAUGGCAAAAGUGUUGGGGUUGUGGAGACCCGAAAAAAGGCCAAGUUAGUUUCUCCGCAGACUCUUCCUGUCAAAAACAACAAGAAACUGCUGCCCGACCAGGAUGAUGUUCAGCUACAAAGGCAGGCAAAGCCUAAGAAUAGAAAAGACGUUUUGGUGAGUGAAAGUACCCGGGCUAAGAGAACAAGGUCCCCCGUGGCUGCGAGUGUAGAUGUUGUGAGGCCGGAGUCUGGCAGACCAGAUGAGUCCGGGAAAGGCACAGAGGUGCUUGCCAACAGCGGUGAAAAACAGCUCCUCCACCUCUCAUCCUCCAAAGCAGAAACACCGCCAGCAAAGCGCGCUUCAAAGGAGCCCAGUGAUGAUUGUCUUCUGAACUACUGUGAUUCUAGAGCACAGAAUGGAAGGAUGCCAGACAGUGACAUGCCUGCCUCGACUGCAGAGAGCCCUGGAGGCGGUGAUUUGACCGGACGGAGCGGGCAGGUGGCAGUUGUGAACCAGUCUGAGCUGGAUUCCGGCAGCGACAUGGAUGACGACAAUUUAUAUUUGACACAAAAUGACCCUGAAGACAUGGACUUAUGUUCACAGAUGGACACUGACUACGCUCACCUGAUUGAAGUGAUUCCCGGAGAAGAUGCGCUUCCGACAGAAGAUGCUGUGCAUCCACCUCACGUGGAGUCUUCGAGUGACACUAAGUGCAAGUACAAAGACUGUGUUGAAACCAUAAAAGCCCAGAGUGAGUACUGCGCACAGCACUCAGAAGCUAAAACAGCAGACGACAAUGUCUUCCGCAAACCUGGCCUGCCUCUUUCUGCAGUCAGGCCUUUGAGACCUACCACCACUAAGGUUUUCAGCUCAAGUGGUAGCUCACGGAUUGCCAACCUCUCCAGGUCUCUGGACAACACUACAAUCCCAUCAACUCUAAGAAAUAAGCCAACACAGUCAAUUCUGAAAAUGCCCCAGUCCUCCGCAGUAUUGCAGAAGCCGGUGGCUGAAGUGAAGAGCUUGCGCAGUGCUCUCAACCCACAGAGCCCCAGCAGCGCCCUCAGGUCAGCCUACAGACCUCCGCCAGCAGCCUCCUCGCCUGCAAACGCGCUCUCUUCGUCACAGUCUAUCUCUGACACCUUCAUUAAAGAGGUCUUAAAGUGGAAAUACGAGAUGUUUUUGAACUUUGGUCAGUGCGGGGCACCGUCGAGUCUUUGUCAAUGCAUCUCAAGAUCUGUGCCUGUCAGAUUUCAAGAUUGUACAGAGUAUUUUGAUGUUUUUCUCCCCUUGAUGAUAUUGAAUACUUUUGAAACAAUGGCACAGGAAUGGAUCAACUCUCCCAAUAAAGAUAAUUGCUAUCAGGUACAGCUAAAAAAGCUUGCAGCUGAUUAUAAAAAAAGCUGGGAGUUUGUGGUUUAUCUGGAUGAAAGUGAAUUGGCUAAACAGCUUCAUCCCAAGGAAAAUGAUUUGGUGUUUUUGCGUUGUGGGAGACUAAGUGGAGAGAAGAAAGACACGGAGAGAGGCAGCGUGGCAGACCACCAUAUGUAUUACUGUGGCUAUGUCCAUAAGUUCCGUCGCACUGCGCUCAUGCGCAGUAGGAAAUCGGAGUGUUCCCUUUCCAUCCAGAUUCAAGAUCACUUGCCAGCCAGUUUAAACGAACUUAUGAAAUGUGUUGUAAUCAGUUCCCUGGUAACAACACAGAGGAAAUUGAAAGCCAUGUCUCUGUUGAGUGGUCGGAACCAACUGGCCAGAGCCAUUCUGAAUCCAAAUCCCAUGGACUUCUGUACCAAAGAUCUACCAGCUAUGUCCUCUGAGAGAAUUGUGAGUGCUGAUUGGAUGGUGCCAGGGAGAGUCAGAACAUGUGUUGUCAGGAGGGGAGUGUCCCAUUUGAAGCUGCUCCAUGCUCCUCUAUGUGUACGAGAAGACACGUCCAUGUGCAGUGAUGUUUGGUGUCAGCCCUCCUCCUUCGGGGAGGGGAAGAUUAACUACCUAAAAGAUUUCAAUGAAGAUCAAAAGAAAGCAAUAGAAACUGCAUAUGCCAUGGUGAAACACUCACCAUCAGUUGCCAAAAUCUGUCUGAUUCAUGGGCCACCUGGAACAGGAAAAUCAAAAACUAUUGUUGGUCUGCUGUACCGCUUACUCACAGAGAACCCGAGGAAGGGGCAUUCUGAUGAAAACUCCAAUGCGAAAAACAAACAAAACCGUGUCCUUGUGUGUGCACCUUCGAAUGCAGCCGUUGAUGAACUUAUGAAAAAAAUCAUCCUCGAAUUCAAAGAAAAAUGCAAAGAUAAGAAAAAUCCUUUGGGAAACUGUGGAGAUAUAAAUUUAGUACGACUGGGUCCAGAAAAGUCCAUUAAUAAUGAGGUCCUAAGGUUCAGCUUGGACAGCCAAGUUAACCACAGAAUGAAGAAAGACUUACCUUCUCAUGUUCAAGAGAUGCAUAGAAAGAAGGAGUUUCUCGAUCAUCAGCUGGAUGAGCUUUCCCGCCAGCGGGCGUUAUGCCGAGGUGGACGGGAGAUGCAGAGGAAAGAGUUAGAUGAAAAAAUUACUAGAGUUUCAAAAGAAAGGCAAGAACUUGCUUCAAAAAUUAAAGAGGUUCAGGGACGCCCCCAGAAAACACAGAACAACAUCAUCUUGGAGUCGCAUGUCAUCUGCUGCACGCUGAGCACCAGCGGGGGUUUGCUGCUUGAGUCAGCUUUCCGCGGGCAAGGGGGGCAAGCCUUCAGCUGUGUCAUUGUAGACGAGGCUGGGCAGUCCUGUGAGGUCGAGACUCUUACUCCCCUCAUCCACCGCUGCAACAAGCUCAUCCUAGUGGGAGACCCCAAGCAGCUCCCACCCACUGUCAUUUCCAUGAAGGCACAGGAGUGUGGCUAUGACCAGUCGAUGAUGGCUCGCUUCUACAAGCUGCUGGAGGAGAGUGUGGAGCAGAACCAGAUCGGCAGACUGCCAGUUGUACAGCUCACUGUUCAGUACCGGAUGCACCCAGACAUAUGUCUCUUCCCUUCCAAUUACAUUUAUAACAAAAGCUUGAAAACAAAUAGGCUCACUGAAGCCAAUCGAUGCUCCUCAGACUGGCCAUUUCAGCCCUACCUCGUGUUUGAUGUCGCAGAUGGUUCGGAAAGACGGGACAAUGACUCCUACGUAAAUAUUCAAGAAAUAAAAUUGGUGAUGGAAAUAAUGAAGUUGAUUAAAGACAAAAGAAGAGACACUACCUUUCGGAACAUUGGCAUAAUAACCCAUUACAAGGCUCAGAAGACGAUGAUUCAGAAGGACUUAGACAAAGAAUUUGAUAGGAAAGGCUCGGCGGAAGUGGACACUGUGGACGCUUUCCAGGGCCGUCAGAAGGACUGCAUCAUCGUCACCUGUGUCCGGGCCAGUGCCACACAAGGCUCCAUUGGAUUCCUGGCAAGUUUGCAGAGAUUGAAUGUCACCAUCACCCGAGCCAAGUAUAGUCUUUUCAUCCUGGGGCACCUGAGGACCCUGAUGGAAAAUGAGCACUGGAAUCAACUGAUUCAGGAUGCCCAGAAGCGAGGGGCCAUAGUCAAGACCUACGACAAGAACUACAAGCACGAUGCAGCGAAGAUUAUGAAGCUCAAGCCUGUGCUGCAGAGGGGCCUGAGCCACCCCCCCACCACGGCCCCAGAGGUGGCCAGGCCCCAGGGCGGCCUGCCCAGCAGCAAGCUGGACGGCGCACUCGCCACCACCUCUUUUGCUGCUUCUCUCUAUCACACGCCCUCCAACUCCAAGGAAGCACCUGUCACCAUCACCUCAAAUGGCCCCGAAAGGUCUUGUCUUCAGGAGCGCCUGAGGGACCCACGACUCUUUAGAAGGUUGGAGCUUGAUGCCAAGGGGGUGUUCCCCAGGGAUCCACAGCCGUCUAGCCCCCAGCAUUCUGGGGCAACCCCUCCCUUGGGAGAGCCAGGCUUUCCCAUGAGUCACCAGGACCAGGGUGGCAGGGGGUCCACUACCAAAGCGGCUCCUGUGAGCAGUGCCAGGUCUCUCCCGCAGGCCAGGCCUCCGGCUCCCAGCCAUGCCGGGCCUACCAGCGGAAGGAGGUGCAGGAACCCGGAGCCGGGGCUGAGCUACAGGCGGGAGACCAGGGCUUUUAGCAGGGGCGAGCAGGAGAGGUACAGCUCGGUGUCCUACUAUCCAAAGAGGAACUCUUACUGGCCCAGAAGGGGGCCCGAGGAGGACAGUGGUGCCAAGAAGAGACGGCUUUUAUAGUGAAGCCGAGCACUGGGCCGGCAGCCACAGCACAGCUGUAAGCAUGCCAAGACCAGCUAGCAGAAACAUCAGACGGUUUUCGGUUUUUGUGUUCUGUUUUAUUUUGCUUUUUCCUUAAAGAGUUUGUGUGCUGCCGGAAAACAAGCGCGUCUCAACACCUGAGCCUUCAAUCAUCUUCACUACUUUUUCUCCAUUUGGAAAGCCUUCAGAGGGCGUCUGUGUACACACGCCUUGGCGGUGAGACUCCAUGUGGAACUCGGCUCUGGCGUGGGAAGAGAGGUCAGAUGGAGCAAAUGUUGUAAAGGUUGAGAUGUAUAUUUGUAUAGCAAAUUAACAAAUUGUUUUGAGAAUGUAAUCUGGUAGACCACUUUUCUUUUCCCCUGCUUAAAAUGUUGUAUAGCACAUUAACAAAACCUUUGGAGAAUUUGAUCUGGUAGACCGCUUUUCUUUCCCCUUGCUUAAAUCAUUUUUCAACAGAAUGAACUAAGAGAAGAAGAAAAAAUGAGCAGAGGGCAGGCCGCAGGCCCUUUGAGCCGCGGUUCUGUGCUUUGGGAGUGAGCUGGCAUUGGUGGGUGCUGGGACUGGAGGCGUAGUCACGUUAGGGUCAUUCCGCUAACCGUGACGAGUUCACUUACCCUUUUAGUAUGCUCUUCUUACAAUAAUAGAUUCUAGAUGGAAGCAUCAUUUCUGAAUUGUUACUCAGAUUGGGAGCUCUGUGUUGCCGAAUGUGAGCUGGCCAGCCGACCAGGCUGCAGCUUUCCACGGUCCCCCUGCCCAGACAGUCUGGAACUAUCCGUGCAAAAUGAAAUGCUCUUUGAAGUAAAGGAAGCAGUGGGGCUGGGGAAGAGCCGCCAGCUGUGCUGUGCCCUUCCGGAGCCAUCUGGUUGAUGGCGGGUUAUGCUCAGGUCAGGGAGGGGCUGCCUGAUCUGUCCAUACCCCCAGUGUCCCAACAUGUGACAGGGGUUUGCAGUGCGUGCUCUGCCCGCCCCGCAGGGCGCUGGGGGCAGGGACACAUCUCCUGAAGAAGUUUCUGUGGCCUUUGCUUUUAAGCAAAUACAGUUUUGACUUAGAAAUUCUAUUGAGGCAGAGUUGAGAAAACAAUGACGGCCCAAGUGCCGGCGUUGCAUUUCCUCCUGUGGGACAGCAGGGGGCGCACCUCUCCAGUGCUGCGCCCCUGGGCCUCAGUGCUGUCCGGUGUUUGGCCAGGCCGGGCAGGGGUCCCUGACGGGGGGCAAGAAUCUCCCUGUUCCUCUGCAGUUUCCUCUUCUGGGAUCUUAGGAGAAGAGUGUGGUUUAACAAAGACAUGGGUUUUCAAAGGAGGCGUGACAAAAACAGGUGUGGACUCGGCCUCCUGCUCUGCUCUUAAUGACACAGCCCUUAAGAAGUUGGGUUUUCCGAAUGUGGGCUUCCGGCCCCACGCUGGAGGCCUGGGAGCCUCCGUGCCCAGUGGCACACCACGUACGCACCGCACCGCACCACACCACACCGCACACGCAGAGGUGAGCAGAGUUGCAUCCUCCUCGUGGUUUUUUUUUUCUUUUCUGUUUCUUUUUUCCCCCAGUGAGCUCAGGGCCUUGGGCCUGCGAGGCAAGCACUGGGCCUGAGCCACACGCAGCCAGGCGCCACCGUCCUGAGAACAAGCCUGGGUCCCAGUCCAGCCUCAGCAGAACGUACUGGUGUUUCACAUCAUAUUUAAAACUCCGUUCCAAUGGGUAAAAAGCAUUGCCAAAAGGUCGUGUCCCGAGGCUGUGGUGCGGGGAGGUUGCGGGGAGGUGGGUAGGAGGCCUUGCCAUGGCUCUCGAAGGAGGCGCCCUGCUUCCGCCGACCCUGCCCGUUUGGAAGGAACGUGUUCGACUUGAAAAGCCCCUUCUGCUUCUUGGCGUAUCAUUUUCUCGGGAUUUACUCUGCAGUUCAUUUUGGUGUAUGUUUUUGAGAAUUAUUUGGAGCAAAUAUGAUAAGUAUGUUAAUAACAUCCUGUAAAUGAAUUUUGUAACAAAGUUGUACUAAACUAUUUUCCAAAACUA
Molecule: messenger RNA, 10222 nt
Organism: Dipodomys spectabilis (banner-tailed kangaroo rat)
Lineage: Eukaryota; Metazoa; Chordata; Mammalia; Rodentia; Heteromyidae
Gene: Setx
Product: senataxin
Exons: 26
Coding region: 192-8198 (2668 amino acids)
Biological process (GO): termination of RNA polymerase II transcription
Cellular component (GO): nuclear body
Molecular function (GO): transcription termination site sequence-specific DNA binding; helicase activity
Source: RefSeq, a predicted model, not a curated record